CAGCGGGGCUGUCAGAGAGCAAAAUGUCAUCAGCAGAAUCACACCAGGAACAAUUGUCCCAGUCAGAUCCAUCCCCGUCACCAAACUCAUGUAGUUCCUUUGAGCUACUAGACAUGGAUGCUGGCAGUUUGUAUGAGCCAGUUUCUCCUUAUUGGUUUUAUUGUAAAAUAAUAGAUUCUAAGGAGACAUGGAUUCCUUUCAACUCUGAGGAUUCACAGCAGCUGGAAGAGGCAUAUGGUUCUGGAAAAGAUUGUAAUGGGAGAGUUGUCCCCACUGAUGGGGGCAGAUAUGAUGUGCAUUUGGGGGAGAGAAUGCGGUAUGCUGUAUACUGGGAUGAACUAGCAUCGGAAGUGAGACGAUGUACCUGGUUUUACAAGGGAGACAAAGAUAAUAAGUAUGUUCCCUACUCAGAGAGCUUCAGCCAAGUAUUAGAGGAAACGUACAUGCUUGCUGUAACUCUGGAUGAGUGGAAAAAGAAACUGGAGUCUCCCAACAGAGAAAUUAUUAUAUUACACAAUCCAAAGCUUAUGGUGCAUUACCAGCCAGUUGCAGGGUCUGAUGAAUGGGGUUCAACACCCACUGAACAGGGUCGACCAAGAACAGUGAAGAGAGGGGUUGAGAACAUCUCUGUUGACAUUCAUUGUGGAGAACCUUUACAAAUAGAUCACUUGGUUUUUGUAGUCCAUGGGAUUGGACCAGCUUGUGAUCUCCGCUUUCGAAGCAUUGUACAGUGUGUUAACGAUUUUCGCAGUGUUUCCUUGAACCUGCUACAGACACAUUUUAAGAAAGCCCAAGAAAAUCAGCAGAUUGGGAGGGUAGAAUUUCUUCCAGUCAACUGGCAUAGUCCUUUGCAUUCUACUGGUGUGGAUGUAGAUCUGCAGCGAAUAACUCUGCCCAGCAUUAACCGCCUAAGGCACUUUACCAAUGACACAAUUCUGGAUGUCUUCUUCUACAAUAGCCCCACCUACUGUCAGACUAUAGUGGACACAGUUGCUUCUGAAAUGAACCGAAUAUAUACACUUUUUCUUCAGAGGAACCCUGAUUUCAAAGGGGGUGUAUCCAUUGCCGGUCAUAGUUUAGGUUCGCUAAUAUUGUUUGAUAUACUAACAAAUCAGAAAGAAUCUUUGGGGGAUAUGGACAGUGAAAAGGAUGCACCAAAUAUUGUCAUGGAUGAAGGGGACACACUGACACUAGAGGAAGGUUUGAAGAAACUUCAACUCUCUGAAUUCUUUAAUAUCUUUGAGAAGGAGAAAGUAGAUAAGGAAGCUCUGGCUUUAUGUACUGACAGAGAUCUUCAGGAAAUGGGAAUUCCCUUAGGACCAAGAAAGAAGAUAUUAAACUACUUUAGGACCAGAAAAAAUUCAACGGGUAUUAAUAGACCAACCCUGCAGCCAGCUUCAGGGGUGACUAUAUCUGACAUCCCCAAAGAAUCAGGCUUCUGCAGUAAAACCGACGCCACUGGAAAUGGUGACUAUCUGGAUGUUGGUAUUGGGCAGGUGUCUGUAAAAUACCCCCGGCUCAUCUACAAACCAGAAAUAUUCUUUGCCUUUGGAUCUCCCAUUGGAAUGUUCCUUACUGUCCGAGGACUAAAAAGAAUCGAUCCCAACUAUAAAUUUCCAACAUGCAAAGGUUUCUUCAAUAUCUAUCACCCUUUUGAUCCUGUGGCCUAUAGGAUUGAACCGAUGGUGGUCCCAGGAGUGGAAUUUGAGCCAAUGCUGAUCCCACAUCAUAAAGGCAGGAAGCGAAUGCACUUAGAAUUGAGAGAGGGCUUGACCAGGAUGAGUAUGGACCUUAAGAACAACUUGCUAGGUUCACUUCGGAUGGCCUGGAAGUCUUUCACCAGAGCUCCAUACCCUGCCUUACAGGCUUCAGAAACUACAGAAGAAACUGAAGCAGAAUCUGAAUCAAGUUCAGAGAAGCUGAGUGAUGUUAACACAGAAGAGACCCCUGUGGCAGUUAAAGAAGAAGUCCCACCCAUCAAUGUGGGAAUGCUGAAUGGAGGCCAGCGCAUUGACUAUGUGCUACAAGAGAAGCCCAUUGAAAGUUUUAACGAAUAUUUAUUUGCUUUACAAAGCCAUCUAUGCUACUGGGAGUCUGAAGAUACAGUAUUGCUGGUCCUCAAAGAAAUCUACCAAACCCAGGGCAUCUUCCUUGAUCAGCCUUUACAGUAAAAAUGAAUCAUGUGUGGCUGCUUAAUGUAAGUUUUUAAAUGUCACAUAUGCAGCAUAUUUCCUACAUAUUAACAUGUUAUGAGGAACAGUGUAGCCUUGAGCUCUUUAUAAAUGUACUUUUCUGUUGCCUGUCACCAAGAUCUAGGUUAUUAUUUUUAGAGGGACUCUGGUUAAAAUUGCUGAAGGAAAAGUGCAAUAGCC
Messenger RNA from Neomonachus schauinslandi (Hawaiian monk seal), 2372 nucleotides. RefSeq names its product DDHD domain containing 2 (gene DDHD2). The record is from RefSeq and is a predicted model, not a curated record. The coding region runs from base 24 to 2171 and encodes 715 amino acids. The transcript is spliced from 17 exons. NCBI's taxonomy places the organism in Eukaryota, Metazoa, Chordata, Mammalia, Carnivora, Phocidae. Gene Ontology annotation, cellular component: COPII-coated ER to Golgi transport vesicle. Gene Ontology annotation, molecular function: metal ion binding; triacylglycerol lipase activity; protein binding.